AUGCAAUUUCAAAAUGAACAAUGUAAAAAAAAACAAAUUGAAAAAUAUGAUGAACAAUUAAAAUUUGUUAGUUCAGUUCAAUCAAGUGAAUUUAAAGCUAAAAUUGUUGAAACUAAAACAUAUGGUGAAAUAAUUGAAAAUGAAUUAAAAAAAACUUUAUGUAGAAAAUUUAAUAAGACAUGUUCAUUUUUUAACAUUAUUUUUACCUGA
This is a messenger RNA of Rotaria sp. Silwood1, 210 nucleotides long. Lineage: Eukaryota; Metazoa; Rotifera; Eurotatoria; Philodinida; Philodinidae. The record is from the annotation of a GenBank genome assembly.